Molecule: messenger RNA, 7647 nt
Organism: Notolabrus celidotus (New Zealand spotty)
Lineage: Eukaryota; Metazoa; Chordata; Actinopteri; Labriformes; Labridae
Gene: igsf10
Product: immunoglobulin superfamily, member 10
Exons: 9
Coding region: 1-7647 (2548 amino acids)
Cellular component (GO): extracellular region
Molecular function (GO): protein binding
Source: RefSeq, a predicted model, not a curated record
AUGAGUGUGUGUGCCUGCAAAACUUCAUACCUGUGGAGGAGGCUGCUUGAGACUCUGUUGUUCUUGGCUGCCAUGCUGCUGCUGGUGAGAGGAGACUGCCCCAAAUCAUGCGCCUGCCAUGUUCCUACUGAAGUGCACUGCACCUUCAGAUACCUGACCGCAAUACCUGACCACAUCCAGCCAGCUGUGGAAAGAAUUAACCUGGGGUACAACAGUAUAACUGUCUUGAGAGAAAAUGAUCUUUUGGGACUUGAGAACUUGGAGUUGCUGAUGCUGCACAGCAAUACCAUCCACAGUAUUGAAGAUCGAGCCUUCCAAGAACUCAAGUCUUUACAGGUCCUUAAGAUGUCCUUCAACAAAGUAAAGGAAAUCAACAAAGAAACGUUCAAAGGCCUAGACAGUCUACUGAGACUCCACAUGGAUCACAACAACAUUGAGUUCAUCAGCCCUGAGGCUUUCUACGGCCUUACCAAGCUGCAGUUGGUCCAUCUGGAGGGUAACCACCUCCAGCAGCUCCACCCAGACACAUUCAUCACACUGAGACACAGCGAAGUGUUCAAGGUGUCCUCAGUGAGAACCAUCCAUCUGUCAGACAACCUCCUUUCCACUCUGCCUGCAGAUAUUUUCUCAGGCUGCAGCCAGUUAGAGAAUCUCUUCCUCCAUGGCAACCCAUGGAUGUGUGAUUGUCGUAUGAAGUGGUUUACAAAGUGGUCACAGAGGAACACAGGUGUACUAAAAUGCAAACGGGACCGGAGAUAUCCAAGAGGCCAGCUGUGUCCUGUUUGUGAAAAUCCUGCUCCUUACCACAACAGGCCUCUAUCCCUUCUCCCAAGUGAUGCCUUCACAUGUGCCAAACCCUGGAUCCCACCUCAUCUAAAGCAGAAAAACAUCAGCCUGGACGAGGGGGACUUCACUCCAGUUUCCCCAAAGGACUUCAUUGCCCCUCUGGGCUCCAUACAAAUGAACCUGACAGACCAGUUUCACAGUGAUGCCAGUCUUUCCUGCACUGUCCAGAGGCCCUCUGAGUUUGAGAACCUAACUCAAACUUGGGAGGAGGAGGAGGGAAACAAUGUGACAACUCUUACCACUGGCAUAACAACAUAUUUAGUGUGCAACGUUGACCAUGAGCAUAUACAGCAGCUGUGGCAGAUACUGGCCAGCUACAGUGACUCUCCAAUGAGACUCGAGAGAGGCAUAAUGCUAGCCAGAAGCCCUGAGAUGAUUUACAGGUAUAGUCAAAUGAAAACAGAGGAGGGAGAGGAAAGAAUCCACACAAACAUUGAGGCUGAGAUUAAGGCCUCACCUGCAUGGUUGAUGCAGGGAGAUGUUAGUUUCCAGCUUGACCGCACUACGACCACUUUCUCUACUUUGCAUAUUAAGUACCAGUCUAUAGUGAACCUGCGUGUGGAAAACAGAUCACCAAAGAGGGACCGCUAUUCUUGGACCAUGAUAAAGCGAGAUAAUCAAACCAAGACUGAGCACGCUGUAACUACAGGUGGUGUGGCACAAUUAAGUUGCCAAAUCCGUGGUCAUCCAAGGCCCUUGUUGGAGUGGAUUUUACCUGAUGGGAGUAAAGUAAGAGCCCCUUUCUCCAGUGAGGACAGCAGGAUCAUCAUCAAUGCCGAAGGAAAGCUCACUAUAAGGGGUGCAGACGCCUCAGACACAGGCAUCUACCGGUGCAUUGCCACAAACUACCUGGAUGCGGACAUCAUGAUCUUCCGGGUGACAGUUCUGUCCCCUGAUGUGGAAGAGGCUGAGGUCAAUGGUGUUCAGCUCUCACAGCCACUGGGGAGUAAUCUGGUUUUGGACUGUGGCUAUUCAGGGAGUACCAAGGCCUCGGCACAAUGGAUCCUCCCUGAUCACUCGGUACUGGACAAGUCUCAAGGGAAUAGGAGAGUGUUUGAGAAUGGAACCUUGCUGAUUCAGGGUCUCACAGAGAGAGACAGAGGGUUUUAUAGGUGUUUGGUUGCUAAUGACUUGGGAGUUGACCUUCUCGUGUCUCAGGUGACAGUGACUGACGAAAGGCCUGGUGGGGUAGCAGUAUUAGACGAUGGAGGAUCAGGAAUGGAAAUGGAGGACAAUGUUGACCCCAGCUUGACUGAAAGCACAAAUACUCUACAAGAGAUCCCUCCCUCCAGUCCUUCUGACAGAACCAGUCAGGAAUCUAGAACCCUUACCUCAGAUAAACCGUACCCGAGACUUAGGUCACAUGGUAGAGGUACUGGAGGUAGACUUGGACAGCGAAGAAGGGGGCCCAUCAGCAAUCGCCGCAUCUGGAGUAGUAGGGUCUUUGAUAAAACUUCAAGGAAAGUAGACCCAAAGAAAUUUGCUGAAUUUAUGAAAAAGGCCCAAGAUGGAUCAAAAAUAAAGAGUGACAGUGAGAGUGAGGAUGUUAAAGAAGCAGAUUCAAACAGGGAUCUCUCUGGUGAUGGUGAAAUUGGUUCUGGUGAGGAUAAUGAAGAUCAGCUUAUCACCAUGUCAAGGGUUCUCCCACCAACUACAGAUAAUCUACAGAGAGGCAGGAUAUUCGGCACAACAGAGGAUACAAAUACACUAACAACAGAGUCAUACAUGCAGUCAGAUUCUACAUCAGCCAUGCCACCAUUCACACACUACUCAGCAGAAAGUAGUGAAAGUCAAAGUGAUGCAGUUACACCAUAUUUUUCAAACAACAAAGGAUUACCUGAAGUAGAUGAGAACACUGAGUUUUAUACCCUGGAAAGAACUACCAAGCCAGGCUCAAUCAGGAGCCAACUCACUGUGACGGACUCAUCACAAGAAACUCAGCUCCAGUUUUCAGGUGAACAACCUUCAGAUCCAGAAACAUCCACAAGUACUGCACUCACGUUCACCACAGACCCUAAUGUCACUCCAAUGGGGGAUGGCCCAGACUCAGUGGAGCUCAUCAUUCACACAUCCACAGACCCAGACAGUCAGACCACAUUCACAGCUGUCACUGCAACAGAGAGACAGAAAGAUGAGAUAACCCUCCACACUACCCAGACCAUCAAAUCCCCACGCUUGCCUCCAGGAUCCACCAUCAUCUCCAGUCAGCAGAUCCAUAUCAUCCCAAACAAGAGUGGCAGAGCGGGUGGCCGAAGGAGGACCUUCCAAGGGCGCAGGAGGAUCAUUAAGCCCAACAGGAUAACUGACAUACAGUCCUUUAUCAAUAAACUCAAACAGCCCUUGGUGAGGAAUGAGGGGAAUGCAACAGUUCCAUAUAAAAUUGAGCUGUCCACAGACUGCAACUGUGAUGAAGACAAUAAGAAGACCCAUCUACAUGUGGUCACACCGACAGGUCAUUCCAGUUCAACUAUACGCCUAUCGGAGAGACCUGCCUCUACAACGAACCCUGCAUCUUCUACAGCAAAUUAUUAUAUUACUUCAAAAGCCCCCUUUAUGCAUACACAAGCAAAGCUAGAAGCUUCCAGUGGCUACAUAACCUCUGCAGAUGCCCCUAAUUUCUAUAUUACAAUUGAUCCAUUGACCUUAAAUAAGGAACCAUUAAUCUCCUCCACAACUGCUACUACUACGACAACUGCCUCAAAGGUUAUUCGUGGUAGAAUCCCAUGGAACAGGCUGUUUGGAGGCAAAGACAAGGAAGCAAUACUGGGCAGGCUAAGAAAGCCAGUGAUCACACAAAGAACCUCAACUACAAUUGCACCCACAACAGCGACCCCAACCACAACUCCUAUGGCUUUGCCUACCAGCAUUGCAAACUCACUAGCUGAACCGGAGACUCUGUCCCCGUCAAGACAUCCAGGUAGUAAGGAGGGUUCAUUAGAUGAUGACUAUGAGGAUUUGUCUUCAGCAGAUUCUGAGGUUCCAACACAGGGACCAAGCAUUCAACUUAUUGCCACAACCAGUGCACCGUAUUACUCCAGAUCCUCAACCACUGCUGAAACACCCCCAGAAUCACAAACCCUACCUUCCCCACCCACCAUCCAACCACCCUCAAAGGGAAAUACUGAUGAAGCAAUAUCAUCAGGUUCAGGAGGUCUACCUGAUAACUGGUUUGGGAGCCGACGGAGGCCUGAUGGGACAAGAAGACAGCAAGGACGGAGAAGGAGACCCUUUAGGGGAAGGAGACCCUUCAAGAAACCGGCAAGCACUGAAUCACAACCUACUACCACAACUGAGUCUUUAACUACAGAGAUAAUAACUAUGAGAACCACAAAGGAGGCAACCCGACUACCACAGCAAACUGUUUCACUUCAUAAUCCCCUUUUUACACCUACUAAGAAAGAAGACAGAACUCUGGUAACUAUGCCCACUGACCAAAAGAAGGAAAUUGAUUUGUAUGAUGAAUUAGACUGGAGCACAUCUAGCAGUUUACCAGUUUAUACUACAACCAAGACACCCUUGAUCCCCUCAUCUACAUUUACCCCAGCUACCACAACCAUGCCAGCUACCACAAAAAGACCUGCAACAACCGCUUGGGCCAGAGUCCACAGCAACAUCAGACCACCAGUGCAAAGGGGAAAUAGCUACAUCACUGACAGAACACCAAUAAGGAGAUUCAAACCUACUGUGCAAAGCAGCGGUUCCAGAGACACUGCAGAUAAAGUCCUUACUAUUGAUACGAUGACCAUCUUUACAGCUGAGCAAGGCUACACUGAUACUGGCAUCAGUGAAGUUGAAGCUACAAGUGCCAGUUUCCCUGUUUUUGAACCAACUACAAAGGUCGUGACUGGCAAGCCUAAAAUUGUUGGGGGCAAUGCAGCUAGCUUUACAGUGUUAUCCAACUCUGAUGCUUUCCUGCCGUGUGAGACAGUUGGAAACCCUGAACCAGCUGUGACCUGGAGACGCUUAUCUUCAAGUACAGGAAGCACCAUCACAAUUUCAGGGAGAAUGGGCAAGUUUGAGGUGUUGAAUAAUGGCACACUGUUGAUCCAGAAUGCCAAUAUAAAGGAUCGUGGUCAGUACCUCUGUAUUGCUGAGAAUGAUCAUGGAUCAGACAAACUUCUUAUCACCCUCUCUGUUGUGGCCUACCCUUCACGCAUCCUGGAACCAAAAAUACGUGACAUAAAGUCUCAUGCAGGAAACACUGUAGAGAUGAAAUGUAAAGCUGAGGGUCGGCCCACGCCUGCAAUAUCAUGGAUCCUGGCCAACCGAACCCAGGUCAGGGGUCAAAACACAGAGAAAGGAAGGGUAUCAGUAUCUGCUGAGGGAACUCUUGUCAUCGAGCAGGUGUCAGUUUAUGACAGAGGUCAUUAUAAAUGCAUCGCCAGCAAUCCAGCUGGAGCUGACACUGCUACAGUCCGACUGCAAGUGGUGGCAGCACCCCCAGGCAUUAAGGAGGAGAAACGUCAGCAGGUAAAAGCUGGUGUAAGCCAAAACUUGUGGAUUCCCUGCACUGGCCUAGGAAGCCCACAUCCCACAAUGCACUGGGUCCUCAAUAGUGGAUCAACAGUCCGACCUUACACACCUACAAGUAAUCCAAGGAUAUCUGUUCAUGUCAAUGGAACCCUCUACAUUAAGGAUGUAACUCUAGCAGACAAUGGGAAAUACGAAUGCAUUGCUACCAGUUCAACUGGCUCAGAGAGAAGAGUGGUGACACUGAUAGUUGAAAAACAAGAAUCUGCCCCUCAAAUAGUGGAGGCAACAAAGCUUAUGACAGAGUUGGUCUUUGGGGACCAGCUGAGACUUGAAUGUUCAGCUACAGGAGACCCCAAACCCAGGAUCAUGUGGAGGCUGCCGUCUAGAGCUGUGGUGGACCGGUGGCACAGGAUGGGCAGCAGAAUUCAGGUACUAGAUAAUGGUACUCUAACUGUAAGCAGUGUCAGUGAUAAAGACGCAGGAGACUAUCUCUGUGUGGCACGGAGUAAAAUUGGAGAUGAUCUUCAACUUGUGAAGGUCAGUGUCUCAAUGAAAGCAGCUAAGAUAGAGCCUAAGCUCUAUGAAAAGAAGCAGGUACCCUAUGGUAAAGACCUGAAAGUUGACUGUAAAGCCUCAGGAGCCCCAAAACCAGAGAUCUCUUGGGGUUUACCAGACGGUACAGUAGUCAACAGCGCUCUUCAGUCUGAUGCCAGCAGUGGAGGAGGACGAGCUCGCCGCUACACUCUUUUUGACAACGGAACUCUUUACCUAAACCAGGUUGGUAUGUCAGAGGAAGGAGACUACACCUGCUAUGCUGAGAACCAAGGAGGCAAGGAUGAAAUGCAUGUCCAUAUCAGUGUGGUGACUGCUCCCCCCAGGAUACGUCCAUCCAGCCAAAGUUAUGCUAGAAUAAAGCCUGGAGGAAACAUUCGCUUUGACUGUGAAGCACUUGGGGAACCAAAACCCAAGAUACUGUGGAUACUGCCAUCCAAUGAUGUCAUUGCAGCAUCUAAUGAACGCUACCUAAUGCAUGUCAAUGGUUCUUUGGGAAUUAGGGAUGUGAAGCUUAUCGAUGUAGGGGAGUAUGUUUGCAUUGCUCGCAACCUAGCUGGAGAAAAAAGAAAUGUCUACAUGCUUAACAUAGAUGGCAAUCCACCAGUGAUCAAUGGGCACCGGCAGAAUAGGACUGUAGUCAAAGAUGUGGCUGCUAAAUUCUCCAGGAAAUUAAUAGAGUGUACAGCCGAGGGCAAUCCCAUUCCUAGUAUCACAUGGAUUAUGCCAGAUAACAUCUUUCUGAAAGCACCAUACUUUGGCAGCAGGAUUAAUGUUCACCAUAAUGGGACAUUAGAGAUUCGGAACGUGCGGCCAACUGAUACAGCAGAGUUCAUUUGCAUAGCAAGGAAUGAUGGAGGAGAGGCAGUGAUGGUGGUGCAGCUGGAGGUUACCAGUAUGCUUCAAAGGCCCAUUUUCAAGAACCCCUUUAAUGAACGCAUUGUGUCUCGCUUUGGGAAAACAACAGUUUUGAACUGCUCUGCUGAUGGACGCCCAACCCCGGAGAUUAUAUGGACUUUCCCUAAUGGCACACGGGUCACCGGUGAACACCACCAUGACUCUCAACACCGCCUAGGCAAUGAUGGAACUUUGGUCAUCUACAACCCUCGCAAAGAGGACGCUGGGAAGUACCGUUGUGGUGCCAAGAAUUACCUGGGGUACAUCGAGAAACUAAUAGUUUUGGAUGUUGGUGAGAAGCCUUACAUUUUGACGAGGCCUAGGGGCAUCAUUCGCAGUAUGGUUGAAGAACCUCUCUUCCUUCACUGUCUAUCUGAUGGCAGUCCUAGACCCAGAAUUUACUGGACCAUUCCAGCUGGCCACACUCUUACUCGGCCUCAAGUACUUGGGCGCUACCAGUUACUAGAGAAUGGUACUUUGGUUGUUCAGGAUACUACUCUCCAUGACCGAGGGAACUACAUCUGCAGGGCUCGUAACGAUGCUGGGGAGGCUGUGCUCACUGUCCCUGUUGUUAUCAUUGCCUACCCACCACGGAUCACAACAGUCCCAUCUCCCAAUGUGAAGGCAAUGACUGGGACACCUAUUCACCUCAACUGUGCUGCUAUUGGGAUCCCCAAACCAGAGAUCACCUGGCAGCUCCCUGAUCAUUCCAUUCUGACUGCAGCCAAACAGGGCAGACCUUUGGGUAGUGAACUGCUCCAUCCUCAGGGCACACUGAUCAUCCAGAGGUCCACACCCUCAGACUCUGGCACAUAUAAGUGCCUGGCAAAGAACAGCUUGGGCACAGACUCAAAAGUCACAUUUGUACAAGUAAUAUGA